Messenger RNA from Cantharellus anzutake, 2142 nucleotides. RefSeq lists its product as uncharacterized. Gene Ontology annotation, cellular component: nucleus. Bases 1 to 2142 code for a protein of 713 amino acids. The record is from RefSeq and is a predicted model, not a curated record. Gene Ontology annotation, biological process: negative regulation of transcription by RNA polymerase II. The transcript is spliced from 20 exons. NCBI's taxonomy places the organism in Eukaryota, Fungi, Basidiomycota, Agaricomycetes, Cantharellales, Hydnaceae. Gene Ontology annotation, molecular function: RNA polymerase II transcription regulatory region sequence-specific DNA binding; DNA-binding transcription factor activity, RNA polymerase II-specific; zinc ion binding.
AUGCUUAUAUUCAGGUGCUUCUGUGGACGCGAUCAGGAUCCCGAAGGCUCACGGCUCAUCACGCCGCACAGCUGUGGCAGCGGUUGCUGUAGACCGAGGAAUUGUGAACAUCCUUGCUCGAUGUCAUGCCACCCUGGUCCUUGCCCUCCUUGUUUACUCUCCAUUGAGCGCAAAUGCCAUGUGAGAGAGAAACACUUGUUCUUACGUGUUCACUGUGGCAAGGUACUUGGGUGCCGCAAUCAUCGUUGUGACAAUAUUUGUCACAUUGGACCUUGCCAAUCGUGCUCCCAGCGGGAGAACGUUCGCUGUUUCUGCGGAAAGGAUGAAAUGCAGGCUGAUUGUGGCUUUCGGGGUGAAGAUGCUGCGCCUUGUUUCAAAGUACAUAACCCCAACAAUUCCACCAGUGGAAUCGUGUCGCGCGAGGAGUGGGAGGGGAGGUAUCAGUGCAGUAGUAGCUGCGAGACGCUAUUCUCUUGCGGGGUGCACAUGUGCCAAAAAGUUAAUGAUCCACUUCUCAAUAUGUUAUCACUAUCGACUAACCCGUUGUUCAAUCAUAGCCAUCUCUCGUUCAAGACUUGCCCAUGUGGCAAAACUCCUCUCAAUUCCAUACCAACAUGCGGAUCGACUUGUAGAAAAGAGCUUCAAACAUGUAGCCAUCCCUGUCUUUGCCCCCCAUGUUCGACACAAAUUUCUGUCCCCUGCCGAUGUGGGGAGACGCUCCAAGGAUUGCUGCCCCCUAGCCGCUCAUGCGAAACAAGCAGAAGGAAUAAGAAGCGGAGGGCUGCAGAACCAUUGGUAGAUGCUGCGACACUCGAAGCGGAAGAUGUGCAAGGAUGGCAUGCCUGCAAUUUCCCAUGCAACAAGCCACUAAGUUGUGGGAAGCACCGAUGUGAGCUCCAAGACCAUCGAGGUAUAUGUCCACCAUGUUUGCAAUCCAGCUUUGAAGAAGCCGUAUGCAAUUGCGGUAGGACAGUGCUUGAGCCACCAGUUGCUUGUGGGACACAGAUUCAAUGUAAUUUCCCUUGUGUGCGUCCUGAUCCUGCAUGUGGUCACCCCAAAACGCCACACCCAUGUCACGAGGACGGACCUUGCCCCCCUUGUCCUCACCUGAUCACGAAGCUCUGUGCUUGCGGAAAAACCAAUGUGAAUAACAUACGUUGUUCUCAAGAGAAGGUACCAUGUGGUAAAGUUUGCGGCAGACUCUUAGAUUGUGGUUUCCAUUCAUGCGGCAGAACAUGUCACGAAGCCGAUUGUGGGACUUGUACUCGGACCUGCGGGAAGCCACGUAAAUCCUGUCAGCCUUGGCAACACGGCUGUACUCAUCCCUGCCAUGCUCCCUCUGCUUGUCUUGAAGAUGAGCCUUGCACAGCCCGUGUUGUUCUCCGUUGUGAAUGCGGACGAAUUCAACAGCCAGCGACUUGUGGCUCUUGCACCAGCAAUCUCGCAUCUCCUCAAAUGCAACCAAGAAUGCGCUAUGCAAAGCGGAACAAGAAUCUCGCUGAAGCCCUUGGGAUCGACACAGCUUCAUCAAGGACGAGCAAGUUCCCUGUUACAUGGCCUGAGGAGUUGCUCACAUUUGCCGGGGCGAACGGUCCUUUUGUACAGCUUGUCGAAAAGACGCUGAGCGACUUUAUCGAAGCCCAAAAACGUGUUCAGAUCCUUCCCCAUAUGCCACCCGCUCGCCGGGAGUUUGUGCACAAGGUAGCCGAAGUCUACCGAAUGGGUGUUCAAGAAGUGGACCAGGAGCCUCAUCGGAGCCUCCAGUUGACCAAGCGCAUUGAUACAAGGGUGCCGGAUCCGCUCCUAUCAAAAGCUGCAACUAUGCUUAAGAGGCUAACAGUUACUGAGGCCAAGAAGGCAGUUGCUCAGUCUUCAUGGAGUCCAAUAGUUCCUUCUCCAAGACCUCCUGUUGUCGGAGCCACGACUCUGAAGCUGGUCGGGACAUCUACCAGUGCUCAACUGCCCAAGCCCCCUUCAGAAACUUCUGGGCGUGCAACCAGCCGUCAGCCGUCCCCUAUCCUAGAAGAUUUGCUGGCCCAUCUUCGCCACAGCGAGAUAGCGAGCCUCAAGCUGACAUACCAGAAAGUUGGGAUGAUGGGGCGUGACUUCGUCAGCCCAUUGUUGUUGUACAGACACAAAUAG